Messenger RNA from Labrus bergylta (ballan wrasse), 1038 nucleotides. It is a transcript of the gene cnpy4, whose product is annotated as canopy FGF signaling regulator 4. The record is from RefSeq and is a predicted model, not a curated record. Lineage: Eukaryota; Metazoa; Chordata; Actinopteri; Labriformes; Labridae.
CUGCGCAUGCGUAGAUGCACAGUCGUAUUCAAAAAUGCCGAUGUGGCUGCUGGGCUUUUAAAUCUUGAGUUUUCCUGGGUGUUCAACAGGUUAAGGACACGUUUGUUAACAUGAACACUUGUAUUGUCCUUCUCUUUGGCGUGUGCGCCUUCGUCUCAGCGCUGGAAGACGAGAGACUGCCGAAUAAGUGCGAAGUGUGUAAGUUCUUGACGGUGGAGCUGCAGGAUGCUCUGGAGAAAACUGGUCGCUCCAAAGAAGUGCUGGAGGUCGGAGAAGUGCUGGACACUGGCAAGAGAAGAAGAAAGAUCAAAUACAACACCUCGGAGACGCGGCUGACUGAGGCUGUGGACAACAUCUGUGAACGUAUCCUGCAGUAUAAUGUCCACGCGGAGAGGCCUGGCAGCCUCCGAUAUGCCAAGGGCACAAGUCAGACCAUGGCGACUCUGAAGAACCUGGUCCACAAAGGAGUGAAGGUGGACCUGGGUAUGCCGAUGGAGCUGUGGGACGAACCCUCUGUGGAGGUGUCAGACAUGAAGAAACAGUGUGAGACGAUGCUGGAGGAGUACGAGGAGGUUGUGGAGGACUGGUACUUCAAUCAUCAGGACCAGAGGCUGGAGAACUUCCUGUGUCAGAACCACGUCCUCGAUGAUUCAGAGCAAGAAUGUAUGGUGGAGGUGUGGAAAGGAGACAUGGGGAACAAAGGAGCAGCCAAGGAGGCAGAAAGCGACAGCACAGAUGGAGAGGAGGGAGCAAAUAAGGAGGCAGGAAAGACUCAUGAUGCCGGAGAGCUUUAAGGACAAACCUCCUCUUUUAAACAGACAAUCAGAAGACGACGGAACAUCCUCGAUUACAGCUUCAGCUGGACGUGACGUACGCUUCACUGGCACUAUAUCGGCUGCCAAAGUUUACAUUGGGAUUUAAAAUGUUUUUUUUUUUUUUUUUUUUAUGAAUGGUGACCUUUUAAAACACUAUAUGGAACACUCUUUUGUCUUUUUAAACCAGUGUGUUGUAUCCUGUGUAAACUGAACAGCUGUUACA